CGUGCGGGCAACAGUUGCCACGAGCAGCUGGGCUCAGGAAAGGCAGUUUGCCCAGCCAGUUGUCCCUUCUCCGUCGUCCCCUCCCACCUUCCCCCAAGGCCAAGGACAGCGACGUCGUCCUCCCUCUUCUCCUCCUCUUUGGUGCCUUCAGCCAGGAGGCGGGAGUGACCCGCAGCAGCUGACCCAGCAUAGGCACUGCCUCUCCCACAGCCCUCAGGACACACCAUGGGCCCAGAGGCGGGUUUGCAGCACAGCAGCGACGACGCAGGCGGAGGCCACGGCGACUCUCAACUGCCUCCCUGACCGCCGCGAGCACCGCCCGACACCCCGAAAAGUCGUCGCCACCCACGGCAGGAGAAUCUAGGGACCCCAAAUCCACCUUCGCGAUCGACUCAAGCUACGUCAACAACUAUGGCGGGCGACGGGAGGCGGGAGGAGCCGGGGAGGGAAGGAUGGGGGCUAUACGUCACACCCCGGCCCCCCUUGCGGGAGGGUAGGCGCCGGCUCGCCCCUCAAAAUGGCGGCGGCAGUGACGCGCCUGCGUACGGAAUUCCUUCGCCGUCGCGCCCCGGCCGGCGGGAAGUGAGGUUCUCGGAAGAGCCGCCAGAAGUGUACGGCGACUUCGAGCCCCGGGUAGCCAAGGAAAAGUCCCCGGCGAGAAGACGAGUCCCGCUAGAAGAGUUCCGGCCUGAUUCUGAGAAAGAGGAAGUGAGAGAAAGCGCCUACUACCUUCGUUCUCGGCAGAGGAGGCAGCCGCGACUCCAGGAAGCCGAGGAGAUGAAGACGCGAAGGACUACCCGUCUGCAGCAGCAGUCACAGCAGCCUCUGCUAGAGCCGUCUCCGGUUACGACCAGGAGAGGGUUACGGGACUCUCAUUCCUCUGAAGAGGAUGAACCAUCUUCACAAACUAUUUUAAGCCAAACAGUCUCAAAGAAAACUAUCCAGAGAACACAAGAAAUUCCAGUGCUGAGUGAAGAUCCUGUAAUCAGCCUGUGUAGACGCCCCCUAAGAAGCCCAAGACCUGAUUCGGCAUACAAAACAAAUGGAAAUACUAAAAUGAGUGAAUUAGAAGCCACCAGCAGCCAACAGAAGGUCAAUUUUUCUGAAGGAGAAGAAACUGAACAAGACGAUCAAGACAGCUCUGACAGUGAUAUUACUAUUCUUAAGGUCAGAUCCGGGGAUUCUCUUGAUUCUGGAGAUCAAACUACGAAAUCAAGUCAAUAUCCAGAAUCACUUUGGCGGUCAUCACAAAUUCGAGACUUCAUAACUCUUGAUAAGCAACCUUCAGUGCUAAGCUCGGGAUAUCAAAAAAAACCUCAGGAAUGGUUGGAACAAUCCACAAGAAUAAGGACUAAGAUGCAAACAUCAUCACCAGACAGGAGUUCAAUAUAUGGCAGUUUUUCAGAUGAUGACAGCAUUCAGAAAUCAGAACUUGGAAACCAGUUUCCAUCAACUUCCAGCCAAAAAGCAGCUGGACAACCCAAAAAUGCAUCUUUUGUCAAGAUGAAGCGGUGGUGCCUACUCGUUCUGGUAGCUUCUUUCGCCAUCGGGAGUUUUCUCUUCGUUCGUACUCCUGAGGUAAAAACCACUCCUGUUCAAGAGUUCCAGAACCAGAUGAAACAACUUAUGAAUAAGUACCAAGGUCAAGAUGAGAAGCUGUGGAAAAGGAGCCUUACAUUCCUAGAAAGACAUCUGAAUAGCUCCCAGCCUCGGCCUCAGCCUGCUAUCUUGCUGCUCACUGCUGCUCGAGAUGCUGAAGAAGCACUGAAGUGUCUGAGUGAACAAAUUGCUGAUGCCUACUCUUCUUUCCACAGUGUCCGUGCCAUCCGGAUUGAUGGGGCGGACAAAGCUACUCAAGACAGUGAUACUGUCAAAGAAGAGGUAGACUGGGAACUGAGCAAUGGGUUCACGAAUGGCCAGAACGCAGCGGUGGUACAUCGCUUUGAGUCACUGCCUGCAGGCUCCACUUUGAUCUUCUAUAAGUAUUGUGACCAUGAAAAUGCAGCCUUCAAAGAUGUAGCCUUAGUCCUGACUGUCUUGUUGGAGGAGGAGACACUUGGAACCAGUCUAGGCCUAAAGGAGAUUGAAGAAAAAGUGAGAGAUUUCCUCAAAGUCAAGUUCACCAACACUGACACACCCAACUCCCACAAACAUAUGGACCCGGAUAAAUUGAGUGGGCUCUGGAGCCGUAUUUCUCACUUGGUCCUGCCUGUCCAACCUGAAAAUGCCCUGAAAAGUGGCAUCUGCUUAUAAAGGGUGACAGAAGACAAAAUCAUGUCUCAAAUUUGGAGAAUUUUUCAGCCUUUGUAACCAGAGACAGAAUUCAGAGCUCUUUAUGAAAGAACUGGUUUCUUUUUAAAGGAUGUUAAAUUCUUAGGUAAACAUGGAACAUCUAACUCAUUUGUUCACCCUAAUUAUCUGUUAUUUGAGAGAAUCAUUUCCUUGUUUCCAUUAAGAUCUGCGUUAAUGAUCUCUGAGGACUACAACUUACACGCAGUCCCCUAGUCUGUUUAGAUUCGGGGUUGAAUCAUUACUGCCGUGUUAUGACCAGACCAGGUUGGGGGCGAUUGGGCUCCUUCCUAUGAAUCCUCCCAAGUUUAUAAGUUAGAUUUUUUCACAGAGUUUGCUAUUAGUAAGGCAGCUCUAUAAAUGCAACUGUGGGUUUUCCCAUUAUUCUCUUUUACCAUCAUUUAGGUGAGAGUUCCUUAGUCAGUUUCCACUUUUAGGAGCAAGAGUAAUGAAAGGUCAUCUGAGUGUGUUUGGAUUGUUUUCUUUGUUUUUGGAGGGCAGGAGAAGGAGGCAAGGAAAAGGAGAAAAUGUGGAAUGAGGAAGGUAAGGGGGAAAAUCUUCAAGAUGAAAUUUAAAAUAAGCCACUGAGACUUAGGUCAUUCAGGUAUAGCCAUAUGAACUCUAUUCUCAGUGAAUUCUGCUGGGGUUUGUUUUUCACGUGUUCUUUUCCUUUAAGAAAUUUUUGGUCCUCCCAAGGAUUUUAAAGCAUGUAUAUAAUAAGAUAUAGCAUAUUUGUUCAUUUGACUCUUAAGGGUGUGGUCAGUUCAGAGCAGUUUAUUUUGGACAUAUCCUGAAGCCUUUGUUUUGAAUUAAGAAAUAUAAUCACAGGAAUUGGUAAAUCACUGGUUAACCGGCUUUCCUGGGCUAUCGAAGAAGGAUUUGAUUUUCUGCGUGCAGUUCUACAAAUAUAAAGAUGUACUAUGCACGUGAUAAAUUUUAUUAAGAGUGCCUCGAGCCAAAGAGAAAGCGAACUUUACCAUAUGUGGAGAAUGUUGAGAUGUACUACUGUGCAUUCCUGUACCGCUGUUGUAUUUCAGUUGUAACCUGGCAUCUAUUACUGACCUUUCUCAUCUGUUGACUGCUUUGUUAUUCUUAAAAUCGUAAGAUUCUAGAUACACCUUUUUUUUUUUUUAAUUUCUACAAACCUUAAAUGAAAAUACUGUUUUUAGAAUACUAGAGGCAGUCAUUGGCUUUAUCAUUCACCUGUUGAGGAUCCUCCCAUGCCUGGUAGUAGAGUGUGGUCCGGUUCCUUCCAACUAGGACAACCCGUAUUCAUAAAUUUAUACCCUUUAUUGAAAAUUGUUCCUGACUGUCGGAAGUCAGGUCAUCUGAUUUAUAGAGGAUUCUAAAAACAAGAGUUUUUGAAAAGGCUUAUUUUAUACACAUAUAUUAUAUGGAGAGACAAAUGUUUUUAUUAAAUGUUUCGCUGACCAAAAUAAUUUUAAAGAAAUUAAUGUUACUUAUGUCUUUCAGGAGAAAUAAUUGUAGCAGCUGAUCUGUAAAUGACUUUAGAAGCUAUUUUAGUAAUUUAAAUAAAUUUACUUUCUUGGUUUGUA
Messenger RNA from Neofelis nebulosa (Clouded leopard), 3845 nucleotides. It is a transcript of the gene TOR1AIP1, whose product is annotated as torsin 1A interacting protein 1. The transcript has 12 exons. The record is from RefSeq and is a predicted model, not a curated record. Gene Ontology annotation, biological process: nuclear membrane organization. The coding region runs from base 412 to 2253 and encodes 613 amino acids. Gene Ontology annotation, molecular function: ATPase activator activity. NCBI's taxonomy places the organism in Eukaryota, Metazoa, Chordata, Mammalia, Carnivora, Felidae. Gene Ontology annotation, cellular component: nuclear membrane.